AUGUCUGCCUUCACAAUUCCUCCUCCCGUAGCAAAGAAGAUCGAAAGAGCAAUGAGAACUUUUCUUUGGGGAACGAAAGAUGGUAGAAAUAGAACUGCACUGGUGGCAUGGCACAAAGUAUGUCAUAGCAAACAAGAGGGGGGGUUGGGGAUAAAAGUUAUAUCAGUGAUGAAUGAUGCAUUACCGUGCAAGUGGCUAUGGAGAUUCUCAAAUGAACCGGAGGCAUUGUGGAGAAGAUUUGUUGAGGAUAAUUAUGGGUGUGAUAAUAAUGGGUGGGAUGCUAAGCAAACUAAGCGACCAUAUGGCACGGGGUUAUGGAGAGGGAUUUGCAACAGAAUGGAUAAAUUCAGAUUGGGAAUAAUGCACAAGGUUGGAAAUGGGAGAAGAACUCGAUUCUGGUUGGAUAAAUGGCUGGGUGGGGAGGUUCUCAAGGACAAGUUCCCAAAUCUUUAUGAAGUUACUAGAAAGCAAGGGAGUUGGGUAAGCGAACUAGCUACAAGCAACAUAGAAGGGGGUACUAGUUGGGACUUGGAUUUUAAAAGAAGAUUCACUGAUACGGAGAUCCACGAGGCAACAACUCUAUCUUCUCUAUUAGAGGGGGUUAUCUUAAGUGAUGUGGAAGAUAUCAGAAGUUGGAGAUGGGAGACUAGUGGAGUCUUUUCAGUGAAGUCAUGCUACCAAGGUCUGGCGAAGAACUCAGGUAUCAUUUUCCCUUAUGCACAAAAUAUGGAAACCAUUAGUACCAACCAAGGUCUGUUUCUUUGUUUGGCUAAUUCAUCAUAA
Messenger RNA from Papaver somniferum (opium poppy), 783 nucleotides. RefSeq lists its product as uncharacterized. Lineage: Eukaryota; Viridiplantae; Streptophyta; Magnoliopsida; Ranunculales; Papaveraceae. The transcript has a single exon. The coding region runs from base 1 to 783 and encodes 260 amino acids. The record is from RefSeq and is a predicted model, not a curated record.